AUGGGCGAAUCCUCCCCGCUCCCGGAGGGGAUCACCUCUCUGCUUGAUACGGAUCUGUACAAGCUGACGAUGCAAUGCGCGAUCCUCAAAUACUUCCCGGACGUCUACGUCACCUAUGGCUUCACGAACCGCACGCCGGAUAUGAAAUUGACGCGGGGCGCAUACAAAUGGAUUCUGGCUCAGAUGGACAAACUCGCGAAUAUCCGCGUUACGAGCGACGAGAUCGAGUUCUUGAAGAAGCGAUGUCCCUACUUCAACCACGCCUACCUGGACUACCUCACGACAUUCCGCCUCAAACCCUCAGAACAGGUCGAAAUCAAGUUCACGCCUGCGAAAGAUACAGGCAGCGACAGCGACCUCGGUGAUAUUGAAUAUGUCGUCAAGGGUAUUUGGGUCGAGACCAUCCUAUACGAGAUUCCCCUGUUGGCGUUGACCAGCCAGGCAUACUUCAUAUUCAGUGACAGGGACUGGGACUACGAAAACCAGGAGGAGAAGGCAUACCGGAAGGGCUACGUCCUCUUAGAGAACGGCUGCACGUUUUCAGAAUUCGGAACCCGGCGGCGCCGCGAUUACCAUACCCAGGACCUAGUCAUGAAGGGGCUGUGCCGGGCUUCGCGGGAAGGACAGGCCAAGGGUGUCCCCGGUGUCUUUACCGGUAGCAGCAAUGUCCACUUCGCAAUGAAAUAUGAUGUUGCUCCUGUCGGUACCGUCGCGCACGAAUGGUACAUGACCAUCGCCGCGAUCACAGACGACUACGAGAACGCAAACGAGAUGGCUUUGAAGUACUGGCUCGGCUGCUUCGGCGAAGGCGUCCUCGGCAUUGCCCUAACAGACACCUUCGGCACCCCCGCCUUCCUCGACGCUUUCCGCAAGCCCAUCCCCGCAUACACCUCCGCCGGCGUUGGCGCCGUCUCAACUACCCCCUCCGGACCAAGCACAACAGCCGAAUCAAACAUCCAAAGCGAAGCCGAAACAAAGCCACCGAUUUCCGCACCGCUAGAGAGCGAACACGCCAACGCGACUGCCAAGUCCUACGCAGACGUCUACACCGGCAUUCGCCAGGAUUCAGGAGACCCAACGUACUUUGUGAAAAUGGCGCGCGACUUCUACGACCGCCAGGGUAUCAAGGGGACCAAGACGGUUGUGUUCUCGGACUCCCUAGAUAUCGAGCACUGUCUUGAGUAUAAGGUCAUUGCGGAGGAGACCGGGUUUAAGCCUGUUUUUGGAGUUGGGACUUUCUUUACCAACGACUUCAUCAACAAAACCACAGGCGAGAAAUCCAAGCCGCUCAACAUCGUCAUCAAGAUCUCGUCCGCGAACGGCCGCGCGGCUGUGAAACUCAGCGACAACAUGGGCAAAAACACAGGCGACAAGGAUACAGUGCAGUCAGUGAAGAAUAGGUUGGGCUAUAUCGAACAUGAGUGGGAGGAGGGCGAUGAGAAGAAUCGGUGGGCGGGGAAGUGA
Aspergillus puulaauensis is the source of this 1464-nucleotide messenger RNA. RefSeq names its product nicotinate phosphoribosyltransferase (gene NPT1). NCBI's taxonomy places the organism in Eukaryota, Fungi, Ascomycota, Eurotiomycetes, Eurotiales, Aspergillaceae. Gene Ontology annotation, biological process: NAD+ biosynthetic process. The transcript has 5 exons. Gene Ontology annotation, molecular function: nicotinate phosphoribosyltransferase activity. The record is from RefSeq and is a predicted model, not a curated record. The coding region runs from base 1 to 1464 and encodes 487 amino acids.